Guillardia theta CCMP2712 is the source of this 711-nucleotide messenger RNA. RefSeq lists its product as hypothetical. Bases 1 to 711 code for a protein of 236 amino acids. Lineage: Eukaryota; Cryptophyceae; Pyrenomonadales; Geminigeraceae. The transcript has 6 exons. The record is from RefSeq and is a predicted model, not a curated record.
AUGCUCUUUGCAAUCGACGAGGCCUGGGUAACAGUGGAGAAGGUGUGGGAAGACAGAGGCUUGGUAGCUCAUCCUUCCUUCCAAAGCCUCAAGGGCUCCGCCAAACUACACAAACUUGAGAUCAACGCGAGGAUGAUGGGGCAGGCAGGCGUCGAGCAGGGGGAGGCGACGGGAGCACACAAGCCGUUGCCAGUUCGGAAUGACUUGGGGGGAAACAGGAACUUCGCUGAAGAGUUCGACCUCUUCAUGCGGCGUCACGGCAAGAGAAGGACAGGAAGGAAUCGAGAGGAACCCGGCCGACAGAAGCUGCAGCCCAUCACGAUGCGGACGAGAGAACGAGCGCUCGCUGCCACGUGGGCUCCCAUCUCCAAGGCUGAGUGCGGCAAGGCGUUUGACGGGAACAACUCCAAGAAGAUCCUGCUCGGAGUACAGCUGGCGCGGAAUGAGAUGGAAGCGGCGGCGCAGGCAAGGCUGGCGAAGAACAUGAGGGAGCUUCGGAUGUUCGUGGAGGAGUUUGAGAUGAAGGAACGAGGAGGAGAGAAGCCGCUCGUGCUGCCUGCGAUCAAACGAGACGGGAAGGGCAAUGCUCCAGAGCCAUGGAGCUCAAGGCAGAAGAAGCUGACCUUCGAUAUAGACCCUGUUAACAGAAACAUCGCAUCCCAAAUGGAAGACAACGUCAGGAAUAUCUUCCAGCAGCUAAGAGAUACAUGA